Sardina pilchardus (European sardine) is the source of this 977-nucleotide messenger RNA. Its product is annotated as transcription factor Adf-1-like. Gene Ontology annotation, biological process: regulation of transcription by RNA polymerase II. Bases 63 to 863 code for a protein of 266 amino acids. The record is from RefSeq and is a predicted model, not a curated record. NCBI's taxonomy places the organism in Eukaryota, Metazoa, Chordata, Actinopteri, Clupeiformes, Clupeidae. The transcript has 2 exons. Gene Ontology annotation, cellular component: transcription regulator complex; nucleus.
GCGUGUGCUUUACCCGCCACUACGCUACAAACACAAAAGUGCGCUUGCGCUUCUUAAUCAAAAUGGACAUUGAAUUUGAGGAGAGGUUGUGUGAGGAGGUGCGUCGCUAUCCGCACCUGUACAAUCCGUCUUUAAAACAAUACAAAGACUUGCAGGCGUGCAAUAAAUCGUGGCGAGAAAUUUCUCAGACUUUGGGAAGAGAAGAGUUUCUGUGUCGGAAUAAAUGGAAGUAUUUAAGAGACAGAUUUGUGAAGGCAAAGAAGAAGCUCAGGGGCCGAAGUAGCGAUGACGGGAACGUUCCCCGCAUGUUCUCACUUCUGAGCUGGCUCACCGAUUAUGUGAAUCACCGGGACCGCGACCGGGACCAAAACAAGCACGAGUUCCGGCGUUCGACCAGAGGGAGCUCUGCUCCAUCUCUGCCUCCAGUGACUCCGCCUCCAUCUGCGCCUCCAUCAGCAGGCCUGGCCCCCGUGACGACCUCCGCCUCCUCCUCCGCCCCCCAGUCGCCCCUCAGCCCGGCCUCCUCAGCCUCCCCCGGGGACUCCCCGUUCUCCCCCACCGCCACCGGCACCACCGCCACCGCCGCCGCCGCCGCCGCCGCCACGUCCCGGAAGAGGAAGUGGGCGUCCAGUGUGAUGGAGGACGCCCUGGUCCGCCUGCUCCAGCAGAGCGAGCGCAGCGGCAGCGCCAGCGAGGGGCGGAGCCAGAGCCAGGACCAGAGGGAGGAGCAGCGCUUUGGGAUGAUGGUGGCCGACAUGCUGGCCAAGCUGCCCCCUCCGCAGCGCAUGGAGGCGCAGUUCGAGAUCUACCAGCUGCUUUACCUCAAGCAGAAGGAAGUGUUUGAAAAGGACCAGAGCCUGUAAUCUGACAAUCAGGUGUUAGAGUUAGAGUCAAGAGUUUUGUAUAUAUAUUUUUUUGUAAAUAACAAAUUUGGUGUUUUUUUAUAUUUUGUUUUGAAUAAACACAAAUAUAAUUGA